GCACUCGUCACUGAUAUAAUAAGAGCAGCAUAAAGCAGACGUGACAUUUGACUACCGAUACGUUUCCUUGUCGCUUUCCUCGGAAGAACUAUAACUGAGGUCAGGCGCUUUCUGUGGAAUCAGGGAGAAUGUCCUUGUCUGGCUGGGUGUGUGUAGUAACGGGGGCCUCCAGAGGCAUCGGCCGGGGCAUCGCUCUCCAGCUGUCUGAGGCCGGAGCCACCGUCUACAUCACCGGGCGCCAGGAGACCAGUCUGAAACAAACUGCUGCACAGGUGAAGGAGAGGGGUGGAAACUGCGUGCCAGUGAUCUGCGAUUCCACGAAAGAAAAAGACAUCGAAGACCUGUUUGAACGGAUCAAGCGUGAGCAGAAUGGCCGGCUGGACAUCCUGGUGAACAAUGCCUAUGCUGGAGUCCAGGCCAUCUUUGAGAAUAUGGGGAAGAAGUUCUGGGAAACCGAUCCGUCCAUUUGGGAUUCCAUCAACAACACCGGCCUCAGGGGACACUAUUUCUUCUCAGUUUACGCAUCCCGGAUAAUGGUGGCUCAAGGUCAGGGUCUGAUCGUCACAAUUUCCUCCAUGGGGGGUCUGCGGUAUCUCUUCAAUGUGCCAUAUGGCGUUGGCAAAGCCGCAUGUGACAGGCUGGCAGCAGACAUGGCUGUUGAGCUUAAAAAAAGGGGAGUGGCUUCUGUCAGUCUGUGGCCGGGAGCCGUACAAACAGAGUUGGUGACUCAGUUGGUGUUGGAGAAAGAAACACCACAGGGUGGCGAUCCCAUGUUGAAAGAAGUCUUUGCCAAUGGGGAAUCCACAGAAGUGAGCGGGAUGUGCAUUGUCAACCUGGCAAAAGAUAAACAUCUGAUGUCUCUGACUGGGAAAGUACUUCUGACCUGCGACCUGGCAAAGCGCUAUGGCAUAAAAGACAUUGAUGGACGGAGUGUAACCGAUUACACUUCUCUGACAUUCCUCCUGAGCCGGGUCCCUUAUCUCUCCUGGCUGUCGGCUGUUGUUCCUUCAUUCAUACACCUGCCACGCUUUGUGCUCACCCUCGCUAGUAACCGCUUCUAAACUGUUCCCACAUCAGCACUGAAGUGGCAAUAGCAUACUUUAUGUCAACCAUAUGUGCCAAAUUCUAGCUAAACAUAUAGUUGCCAUGUUUCUAUGAAGGAGUAUUAUUGAAAUUGCUGUGUGUGUGUGUGUGUGUGUAUGUAUGUGUACGAGUACGAGAGUUCUUAAUGAAGGCAGUUCUAUGAAGUUUGAGAUCUACAUUAAUUUAACAUUAACACUACUAUGAGUGAAGCCGCACAAUGUGAAUUUAUUACCACAUGUUAAGUAUUUUCUUAAGCAGUAUGCACCAUCUAUUUACGGAUGAAACAUUUAAAUCUGUAUUUUUGACUAAUUUCUAGCUUUGUUAUAUUUCUAAUGAAUAUAUAUAAUGUGUAAAUACGCCCAACACUACUUCUACUAGCACUACUAUGAUAUGUGACCGGUUAUGUAACAGCUGCUUAAAUAAAGGAACGUUAACUUGU
This is a messenger RNA of Cyclopterus lumpus (lumpfish), 1522 nucleotides long. RefSeq names its product dehydrogenase/reductase (SDR family) member 1 (gene dhrs1). The record is from RefSeq and is a predicted model, not a curated record. The coding region runs from base 129 to 1061 and encodes 310 amino acids. The transcript has 9 exons. Lineage: Eukaryota; Metazoa; Chordata; Actinopteri; Perciformes; Cyclopteridae.